AUAGCAACAACAAUAACGUCAAACAUAGCAAGUAAGAAACCGUGGCCAUUUUUUUCAACCAAUUUAGCCGAAAAAUAAGCAGAAACAUCCUCCUAAAUACCAAUAUUCAAAUCCCUAUACGUGGACCAAUCGAACCCCUUCUCCCCCUCCUAAUUGCAAAUAUCAUCUCCUCUAAUCCCCCAAUCAACCAACAUGCAGGAAAAUAAACCAUUAAAUUUUACUACAUCCAUUCUCCUGCAUCUUUCCUUCAAAAAUACCAUUAAAAUCUUCAUUAAUAUAGCUACACAUUCCCUUCUCCCCUUGCUACAAUAUGAUCCUCACAUCAAAAUCCUUAUUUCCAUGGCUCCUAAUCGGCUCCUUCAUCUUCUUCAUCUUCUCCCAAAACUCUUCUUCUCCCCCAUUUAGAAUCAAAGAGCUCAAACAAAGAUUCAAUGGCGGGUGGAAACCAGGGUGUGAUAUUACCAAUGGAAGCUGGGUGAGAGAUAAUGGAAGCAGCCAUGGAUACACUAACCAGACAUGCAAAACUUUACCAGAGUCGAAAAACUGCGGCAAGUAUGGGAAGAAGGGGGAUUAUGAGAGGUGGAGAUGGCAGCCGACAAGGUGCGAGUUGCCGAGGUUCAGUGCUGUGGAAUUCCUUGAAAUUUCUAGAGGGAAGAGAAUGGCUUUUGUUGGAGAUUCGGUUGCUCGAAAUCAGGCGGAUUCACUCGUCUGCUUUCUCUCUGAGGUUAGGCUAAUCCAUUUCAUAUCCAAUCAAAAGAACAAAACAAAAAUUAUAUCCUUUAAUGCAAGUAUAUUUUCGUAUAUGCAUGCAAGUUUUUAUCCUUGUCAAUGCAAGUAGAUUUUCAUAUUUCCAUCACAUCAUAUAAUGAUCCGUCUCAGUAUUGAAGAUUACUAAAAAAUUUGCAUUGUCUGCCAAUUACACGAUCGGAUAUAACUCUAUUGUUGGGAUCAUAA
Molecule: messenger RNA, 954 nt
Organism: Phalaenopsis equestris
Lineage: Eukaryota; Viridiplantae; Streptophyta; Magnoliopsida; Asparagales; Orchidaceae
Product: protein trichome birefringence-like 18
Exons: 2
Coding region: 311-838 (175 amino acids)
Cellular component (GO): Golgi apparatus
Molecular function (GO): O-acetyltransferase activity
Source: RefSeq, a predicted model, not a curated record